This is a messenger RNA of Ostrea edulis (European flat oyster), 3515 nucleotides long. RefSeq lists its product as uncharacterized. NCBI's taxonomy places the organism in Eukaryota, Metazoa, Mollusca, Bivalvia, Ostreida, Ostreidae. The record is from RefSeq and is a predicted model, not a curated record. The transcript has a single exon. The coding region runs from base 706 to 1893 and encodes 395 amino acids.
UUGAUAUUUACUAGACGAUACAUUCUUAGUAGAAGUUGGACUCCUCUUGCGAAAACUUUCCAGGGGUAGAUCUCCUAGUAAAGAUUUCUGGAUCCGCGCAAGAUUUGUUUAUAUAUUUCUCCGAAGUAUUUGGUCACCCUUCAUAAUAUUCGGUCAGAAAUCGAUAUCUAUUUUAAGAGCACCUAGUAUUUCCAACAAAGAGCAGGUUUCGGAUUAUCGCACAUUACUGGUAUCGUAUUUCUGCAAUAUAUUGAUGUGUCCCAUUCUUUUCUAACGCACUGAGACUCUAUGUACAGCCAGGCUGGUCAAUACUAAUUAAUAGUUUUCAUUAAUAUAUAGAGCAAUGUUGGUGGAUUACACCCACAUACUAAUGCUAUUGUGUCAAGUCGAAACAUGCACAGUGUUUUAAUAUCGUUGAAACACACGUGUGCAUUUACAACACACCUCUCCGGAAGUUGACUUGGAAGGAAAAUUAUAGUACAUACAUGAAUGACUAUUCCACGUGCGUAUAUUAUUGAGGAAGUACAAUAAGUAAACAUCGCCUGGUUAAUACGGUAUGUAUACCGUAGUUGCGAAAUCCCUCCGUGUGUGGAUACCGAUUUAGUACAUUGUUACAUGCAUGGCGAUUGGGAUUUCGAAAGUUGGACAACCUUUUUUUUUUCUUCUUCCUGCAAAUGAAAACUGUUCAUUGGUAACGAGCUGAACAUGGAACAGAACAGGUUCUGGAUCGGGUUUUUGAUGAUAUGUGCUUUCACUUUUGGAUGGUUUUUAUGCAGCAUUGAAAGGGAGACAAGUGUAAAUGUUUUACACCAAGGCCAGACGAUUUUAAAUGCCGGAAUUCGAAUUUUUAAAGGAACCGGUAAUGCUGAAUCACCGACAUUACACAGCAGUAGCGUCACGACAAGCAGGCCUGGGGGGUUAAACAAUGGAAGAACUUCACAGAAAGAUAAUCACCGCAAGACUACUACAACACACAAACCUGUGAUUAAAAAGGUUGUGUCAACUGCCAGAUCUAAAAUAAUCCAGGCGCUAACACCAACUCUUACUCCGACAACUCUCCGACUGUAUUCCAGAAAUGCUGAGAAAUGGACUAUGGAUAUGAAGACUUGUAACAUUGGCACCAAAUUCAUGCAGGCUACUCUCAGAACUUCGGCUGGAGCCAUACCUAUUUUUAUACAUAACCCGAAAGAUGACAUUCAUGUCAGUAACAGUAUUUUGAAACAUGGCUCCUGGGAAGGGGGCUAUAUUAAUAUGAUUUUAGAUAUGUUAAGACAGGACCCAGAUUUACAAUUUUUGGAUCUGGGUGCCAAUCUCGGUGUGUAUUCUAUGGCUGCUGCAAAACUCGGUAGAAAAGUUAUAGCAGUCGAUGCAUUAGCUAUGAAUAUCCAAAGACUCUGUGCGACAGUGAAACAAAAUCAGUUCAUGAGUAACGUUAAAUUGGUAUAUAAUGCACUUUCAGAUGUUCACGAGGUGGUAUCAUUAGGCGCAGACAGAGGUAACAUCGGCGGGACUUUCGUAGCAAAAGAUAAGAAUCCAAACAAAGUACGCGGAAGCCGAGUGGGUGGUAACUAUGGGAACGUACAGACAGCGACCCUAGACGACUUACUUCAACUUCCGGAGUUCGAUUCAAAAAAAGUUAUUAUUAAAAUGGAUGUGGAAGGAUACGAGAAUAGGGUUUUUCGUGGAGGAGAGAACUUCUUUAGAAAUGUGAACGUGAAAGCAGUAUUAAUGGAGUGGAUGUGGUUAAGGACGGGUCCGGCUGGUCAGGAAAUCAUAAAUUUCUUGACACGUCAUGGAUUUCAACCAACACGGCCAUCACUGGCCCAACAAAACCUACCUCUGAACAACAGACGAUCAUGGCCAAACGAUGUAUUAUGGAGGAGGAAAGCGUAGCACAUGUUUAAGAUUGUUUUUUCAUUAAUAGAGUAUUUUUACACGUCGUCAAAGUUAGAGGGACUAGAGGUGGGAUUACUCAAUAAUUAUUUUCAUAUGUAGAGGGAUGUGAGUGAGAAAGAAGUUCCAACUACGCAUUUCACUCAGUACAAGCCUCGUUACUACUUCGAGAAAUAUUGUCGACACGAUGCUGUACUGGUGGAAAACGUCUACUAUUAAUGUUAAAUCGUGAUAGCUGGCAACUGGUUUAUUUUUUCACUUCAAUUAAAUAUCAGUACAAUCUCUAAGGUUCAAAGAAGACAUUCAAGUUCCAUCAGUUUGGUUUUUGAAAUCGAGAAUGGAUGCAAGGUGUAUGAAUAUUUGUUUUGAAUACAUGUAUUUUUGAAUGCAUACAGAGGGAUGAGAAACAAAUUCUAAGAAACAUUUAUGAAUGCUCAAACAUUGUAUUGGGUGACUUUUGUUUUUGAAUAUUUUAAAUUCAUCACAAAAGUCAUAUUCUGGCAUAAUUUUUCAUUGAAUCAAGUUUUCAAAAAUUGAUCAUCAAAAUCAUGUAGAAUAGAAUAUUUUUAGUUUUACCAUGUUUAUUAGUAAAUCGGGCUCCACAUGGGUUUUACGAGAUACUGUGCAUGUACUUAUUUUAACGGGAUUCAAAAUUUAGCAGCUUUGGUGUUGGAGCAAGAGUGCUAAUUUAUAGUGGCGCUAAAAUAUCACGUCAGAUAAUGCAUCAGUUCCGACUGUGACAAAUUUUAAAUACACUAAAAUAAGUACGCAUACAAUAAUCACUAACGUGGGGCUCGGUUCUUUAUUGUUGUAUUGCUCAGUCCACAGUAUUAAUUUGUUCUGGUCAUGUCCCAAAUCCAUGGACGAUUUUGAAACUUAUUUUGACAUAUAAAUCACUUUACUGUAGUGUUUUACGCGGGUUGCAUUUAGUUGCUAAUUUGCUUCUAUUGGUAUUCUUCAAAGUUGUCUUUAUGAAUCAUUGUAUCAUUUUUUAGUCAUAGUUUAGCAUCACAUAACACUUUCUUCGAAAGAGUUUUAUUUUUGAGACAAACAAGACAACUUUUGGAGAUCAUCUACUGACCUAUGAUGUUGAUUUUGCCAUGCAUCAUUUUUUUCUUUACAUGCAUAAUGAUUUUUAAAUUGUUGUUCUUUGAUACUGGUAUGAUGUAACAGACAAGUAAAACAGACUUUAGAACCUAAUCAAAUGGUAAAAUCUUAAUAUAUCAUCAAAGAACAUUUAGAUACAAAAUUUGGUACAAAGAGGAUUUUUAAACUGGUUUUCUUCUGAUUUACAAAUUGCCCAUUGUAUCGAGGGCAAUAGCACUAUUAACUGGUUAAGGAAAGAUGAAUUUGAACAAGCUCACGUUGAAAGAUGCAUUUUAAUAUAUGCUACUAGGAAUAAGAUUUUAAUUUUUCAAACAUGGAGAUAACUCAUUUAAGAAAUGUCCAUUUUUAAGGUCCAUUCCCACACACAACCCACAUGUAACUUUAACUGACAUUGUAGUUUGGUCUUAUUAAUUUUUUAAAUAAGAAUUUUGAUGGUGCAAUGUACUAGUAUUACGAUUCCAAUACCUUAUCAUUAAUAUGUAUAUUCAAUUUAACAAUAAAUCAAUAUUUUUGUG